Molecule: messenger RNA, 522 nt
Organism: Onthophagus taurus
Lineage: Eukaryota; Metazoa; Arthropoda; Insecta; Coleoptera; Scarabaeidae
Source: RefSeq, a predicted model, not a curated record
AUUAAUUUUUUUCUUUUUUCUUAGCGGAAUGUGAGGAAGAUGAUUAUGAAUCUUCAUCCUCCUCCAACAUUAGGAGGAUCAUAGACGAGAUGGAAAUGCGGGAUCUGGGGUUAUAUGAUAGCCCCAGAUCCCCGUCUCCAACUUCACGAGGGGUAAUAAUUAAUCGGAUGGAGGAGGUUGAUUCGGAAUGUGAGGAUGAUGAUAAUGAAUCUUCAUCCUCCUCCUCAUCCUCCUCCAACAUCGACGAGAUGGGAAUGCGGGAUCGUAAGUCGUUAUUUUUUAUUUUGCUUUAUAGUAUUAUUUUAUUUUCUCAAUAUUUUUUCAUAGUGGGGUUAUAUGAUAACCCCAGAUCCCCGUCUCCAACUUCACGAGGGGUAAUAAUUAAUCGGAUGGAGGAGGUUGAUUGUAAGUCCUUGUUUUUUUCUUUUGCUUUACAAUAUUAUUAUUAAUUUUUUCUUUUUUGUGUUUGAGGAUGUACAAACAAGGUAAUGGGGAUGGGCGCUCCAGGAUAUGUAGUGACUU